Molecule: messenger RNA, 1608 nt
Organism: Dicrocoelium dendriticum
Lineage: Eukaryota; Metazoa; Platyhelminthes; Trematoda; Plagiorchiida; Dicrocoeliidae
Source: the annotation of a GenBank genome assembly
AUAUAUGCGAACUCAGAGCUUGAAGAUAUACGUGGUGGACAGUGCUGAUCAGGACGAUUCUUCCUGUUGCCUUGGCGUAUGCAAAAUUCCUCUACUUGGUUUGGUUGAUCCUGCUAGAGGUCAGGUGGAUGGAGUGUUCGAAAUCAUCCCUUUGAAUGAGGAGCCGGAUUCUAAAAAGCAGUUUGGCACAAUGAACGUCAGACUGUUUUGGAGCAAACCAUACAAUCAAUCCUUUACACCACACCCUGAGAAGAGAUUUGUUUCAAGCAAAGAGAACUGGAAUGGACAUGCUGAAGGGACGAAGCAGCAACCUGACACUUUGGCCAAUUCGGGUAAUUCGAUCGAAGAAUCAAUAUGCUCUGAACACAAGAGCAACGUGUCUGAGUCUGGAGCAGUCCACAUCAUAUGUCCCGUCAGAUCUUCUGCGAUCGAAAAAGCAGGUAACCAGAUGGAUACAGAAGCUAUGGAAAUCUUCAUUCAGCUAGCAACCGAAGAAUUGGAACUUCCAGGUUUGGCGGACGAGGAGUGGACGUCAACAACCCCCCGACCCAAUGUUAUUUCCUACGGGGCUUCGACAGAACCGACACAAAAGAAGAAGUCAAACAAGGUAAUGGCCAAACAACCGUGUAAGUCACCUCUGGGGAGUUCGAAGCCAGUGGAGAUGGUAGACUCCAGUGGUACCACAAGUUUCUCUGCUUCAGUGUUCGAGGAAACAAAUUGCUCCGCUAACGCCGUCGGGAAGAACUAUUAUGGGGCAAGAAAAUUAGAACAGAAGCGCAACGACAGAACGGAUGGUAUGCCAACACCGUUACCCAGACACCGAGACCAUGGUGGUCAGAAGGGAUCACGUUCCGGCGAUAAGAAUGCGAUUUCAGACUUUAGACAGUCUCGAGUACGUCAUUCUACCUCAUCCAAAAAGAUGGAUGAAGACUCUGUGAUGAACACAAAAGGAAGGACAAUCGCAAAGUGUAGUGAAAUUGACGAAAAUCAUGUCAGGAUUAGAUUGCAUCGCGUGGAGUUCGCCGAGUUGCCGGAUCAAAUGAAGAACAAUGAGCAUGACAAAAUUUUUGUUGAAUAUUUCUUCCUGGGAUCACCGGAACCAUUUGAAACAUCAUCUGCUCCGCUGCUUGCACUAAAUACUGAUUUAGGAGCGACGAUAUUUGUGGCUGAAUUGGAGUACGAAAAGUCGUUUUCUGUCGAUCCUGCUGAAAAUUUCGAACGAAGACAGCAUCUGGCAACCUAUCUCUGGUCUCAAGACCCGAACAGUGACAAGCUGGCUUUCACCAUUGUUACGGAUCCCGCGGUCACACAAGCUGCUGAGUGCGAAGAAGUCGGUGUCGCGAGAGUGACGAUUCGAGACAUCCUAACAGCGAAAAGAGAUAUGGAACACAUUAUUAUACCAAUAUUCUCCGUGGACACUCGUCACUCAGAAAACAACCCCGGUGAAGAAAUAGGGAGCAUUACCGUCUCUAUUCACUGCCUGGCUGCACUGGAAGCAAUUAAAAAGGAGAUGCAAGAAUUAACAGUUGCAACUGCUUGAGCGUUCGAACGUAUGUUAUUUCUAUUUGAUGAAUUGCAAUUUGAUACGAAUUUUAAAAUAUAAAACCC